UUAAAUUAAAUAAGAACUAUUUAAAAUGGAAGAAAAUACAAAAGAUCCUGAUUGGAAGAGCAAGCUCAAGGUCCUAACUGGAAUUCCCGUGAUUAAAGAAAAGAAUGCAAAGCCAAGAUUUCCUACCUUAGACAUGUCUGAAAAUGGGGAAAGUCAAGUAAAGAUAGAGGACCAAGGGAAUUUCAUCAUUCAUGAAACUCCUAGAAGCUUGUCUGAAAAUAAUACAACCCCUCAAAAAGUUGAGGAAUCGAAGCAAAGGCAUCUAUUUUAUAUGAAAAACAUUCACAUAGAUGAUCAAGACCUCAGCAACCUUAAUGAUAAUGACUACCUUAACUUUUAUAAUAACGAUCAGAUCAAUGUGGACCCGAGGGAAGAAUUACGGAAUUUAUUAUGUCCAUCUGCUAAUCCUGUCUCGUUAAACUCAAGCAAAGGCUUACCAGAUUUAGCUCUUGAGACAUACAAUUUCAACCAAUCCUAUGUAGAAGGAGACUCACAGCGGUCUUAUGAUCUGUUUGCUGAUAAUGUUGAAGAAAAUAUGCUUACCACGUUCAUUGUUAAGGACACUUCUCAAGAAUCUUUAACAGAACGUGAGCCAGAACCUCCAGAAAAAUCACCCUUAGCUCAAGAAAAUCAGAUGCUCAAAGCGAAGGUGGCGUUUCAAAAUAAAGUGAUAUCAAUCCUCAAAGAGAAGGUAUCUGACCUGAACGUAGUAAAAGACUUGCGAUCACAGCUGAAAGCAACCACUGAAGAGAAUGGAGCACUUAAAGAGAAAUAUAUUCAAGCUAAAGAAGAAUCUAUCAAAAAUCUUGAGCUUUUACACUCACAAAUGAAAAAGGACCAAGAGAACAUCAGCAUUAAGAAUAAGCUCUAGAAGAAAGAGUUGAACAGCUUGAGAGCAUUAAAAGAAAACUCGAAAUUGAGCUUGAUAAUAAAACUAAUCUCAUGCCUCGCUCGAUCAAAAUAUCUUCCCCGAGGCAGAUUUUUCUUCAAGAUUCACAGAAAGGAAUCGGUAACACCAGUUCGAAAUCUCUCUUUGGCAAAAAGUGGUCUCUUGCUUCAAAGAAGGAGGUUGAUCCUGAUACACAAAUUCUCCAUCAAUUCUUGAUAACUUUGAACAAAAUGCUGAAUGACUUCAAAUAUCCUGACAGGAUAAACUCGAUCAAAAGUAAACUUUUCAAGAACAAUUGGAAAGUCAAGAUUAAUGAUAUGGACCAGAAUGAGAUCCUAGCAUCUAUUGUUUGAAGAAUAUCAGCUCUGAUUAAAGCAUGAGAAAAAAUUUCCAGGUGACAUCCAAAUAAGAAUAAAUCCAUAAAACCUAAUUUGAGCUCAAAUCGGACUCUGGGGGAUAAUUAUGAGACCAAAACAAGCGCUCUCUCUUCCUACCUCACAAACCCAAUUUACAGUCCUCCAAAAACCAUAUAUCCAAAAUCUCACCUCUAAACAUUCAAAAAAUGUCCAAAAACUCUAAAUCCCCCUCCUUCCGCUCAUACCAGAACUACAACCUAAAAAUAAUCAACAAAUCGAAACCAAAAUCCAAAGCCAGUCACCCCAAAAAGGUCACUCUAAAAUACUCCCGCAACAAGCCUGCCCCUGGCACCUCUGUCACCUCCAAGCGUGUCUCCAAAUCCACCACUGAGGUAAACUCCAUCGACGAAAAACACCGUAAGCCCAGAAUAGAGAAGUUCGCACACAUAAAGAAACUAGAGAAGAUCCCUAGCAAUAUCUGAAUGAAGCUUAGCCUGAAGAAAAUGCAGAAGAGCAAGCAGAGUACUAAGAAGAAUUUGAAGUAGAGAUUUUAGGAAAUUAGGCUUUCAA
Moneuplotes crassus is the source of this 1815-nucleotide messenger RNA. The record is from the annotation of a GenBank genome assembly. NCBI's taxonomy places the organism in Eukaryota, Ciliophora, Spirotrichea, Euplotida, Euplotidae.